Molecule: messenger RNA, 9168 nt
Organism: Chelonia mydas (Green sea turtle)
Lineage: Eukaryota; Metazoa; Chordata; Testudines; Cheloniidae
Gene: GRINA
Product: glutamate ionotropic receptor NMDA type subunit associated protein 1
Exons: 7
Coding region: 6201-7274 (357 amino acids)
Biological process (GO): negative regulation of apoptotic signaling pathway
Cellular component (GO): membrane; endoplasmic reticulum; Golgi apparatus
Source: RefSeq, a predicted model, not a curated record
UCUCAUACCACAAGAACUAGGGAUCAUGCAAUGAAAUUAAUAGGCAGCAGGUUUAAAUCAAACCAAAGGAAGCAUUUCUUCACAUAACGAACAGUCAACCUGUGGAACUCUUUGCCAGAGGAUGUUGUGAAGGCCCAGACUAUAACAGGGUUCAAAAAAGAGCUAGAUAAGUUCCUGGAGGAUAGGUCCAUCAAUGGCUAUUAGCCAGGAUGGGCAGGGAUGGUGUCCCUAGCCUCUGUUUGCCAGAAGCUGGGAAUGGGUGACGGGAUGGAUCACUUGGUGAUUCCCUUUUCUGUUCAUUCCCUCUGGGGCCCCUGGCACUGGUCAUGGUCGGAAGACAGGACACUGGGCUAGACGGACCUUUGCUCUGACCCAGUGUGGCCGUUCUUAUGAUUAGACCCAGCAGGUUGUUCUGGGCUCUGGAUUCCAUCUAGCUGCUAGUCCCCUUCGCUGGUUGCCAGUUCUGUUCCCAAAAUGCGCUGGACGUCGGGGUUGGCGCUCAUUGCUGUGGGCUCAGAGGGGGCUGCACAGAGAUGCUGAUAGGAAGCUGGGCUUGUGUGCACAGAUUCUCUUGCUGCAGCUUUUCCUUCUGGUGCCUGUUUUUCCAGCUCCCUUGGGGCAUUCUCUCAGCCUGUGGCUCGCUAGUGUUUACAUUCGGGCUGUUUGGUGCAGGUCUCUGGCUCGCAGAGCAGGUCCUGGCAGAGGCCACGCUUGGCGUCUCAGGCCCUGCUCUGCAGAGCAUUUCCUGGGGCUCUGACAAGCUGCUUCUGUCAGAGCAGCAACAAGGCACCCGACAUGUUUCGAGUAGCAGCAUUUCUUGCUUUGCCGCAGUCCAGUGCAGGGAUCCCAGAGGCUCUGUUGGUGUUGGAGCUCACCCGCCCCCUCUGCUCACCACCCCCCCGGUUGCACCUGCUCCCUGGCUGUGCCUGGAGUUUCUCUGGUGCAGAUCCAGCCCUGAGAACUGGAGCCCUGGACGACGGAGCUGCAGAGAGACCCUGGGGGCUGCGUGCAGUGAAGGGGUGUGAGCCUGAGAGGAAGUAGUGCAGAAUGUGGGCUGGGCAGAUGGAGCCAGGUGGCUGCACAGAGGUGGCCAGGGCAGGAGCUCUUGCUUCCGAGGGGGCUGCCUGCCUUCUUUAGUGCUCCCUCUCUCUGCCCCCCUCCCUGUGGUAUCUGAGCAGCACUCUUGGGUCCCCCUGUGAGGCAGGGAGGCGUUAGCGCCAUGUGGCUGAGGCCCAGAGACAGGCAGAGUCCAGCUGAGCCAGGAGCUGCAUCAGGUCCCUCCAGUCCCAGCCCAGUGCUCCGUCCACUAGACCCUCCUUGGUUUGGAGCUAGCCGCACAAUGCGGGUCUCCGGCUCAGCAUUGGCAUGUGCUGCCGAUGCUGCUCCUCACCCUGGGCCAUGCGCUGCUGGGCCGGGCCAGACGCAGCACCGAGCAGUUCAACAGCCUGGGGUGGGGGCAGGGGAGGGGCCAAGGCAUCAGCUGCUACAGGACAAUGGUUCCCAGCCGUUGUGGCUGGGAAUAACACCUCACCCAGUGCAGUCUGCCUGAGUCUGCAGACCGGCGCGCUGCUUUCAAAGCUCCGAGCUGCUCUGGGGCAGUUCUCCGGCCUGUUACCCAGGAGAUCCGUGUUCCCUUUUGGCCUCGGGGUCUCCCCAAAUGGCAGCAGCAUCGAAUGGGCAAGGCUCCAGGCUAGUGAGGCACAUCUAGCAGACGCUCCAGGGCUGGGAGCUGACCCGAGACCCCAAGGGGCAGAGGUUAGCGAUGAUGAUGAUGAUUAGCCAUUGGAGCUGCUCCCCUGGGGCCCCACGUGGAGUCUGUAAACCCAGACUGGAUCUUUCCAAGUGCUCUGUUCUAGCUCAGCCAGGGGUUACGGGCUGGCUGCAGGAGUCACUGGGUGAGAUGAGACUGACCCAGGAGGGCACUAGACCAUCCUGGUCCCUCCUGGCCUUGAGAUGGCUCUGCUGCAGCUUGGGGAGUCUCGGAGCGGGAGGCGCUGGAGCGAUCUGGGGGGGUGGGGGGAAAUGAUCUGAACCCCCUGCGGGCUGGGGAAGGGCGCAGGUGCUGGAGGCUGUCCCCCCAGGAGGUGGUGGGGAGCCCUCUCCCUUCAGCAGCGAGGGGGUGCUGGCCCACUCGCCAGCCAGAGCAGGUUCCCUGAGGAAGCCCUGAGCAGUUUCCCAGGGCCUGCGGUGAGAAAGUCAGAGCAGCCCCCUUCCCUGCGGCUGGAUCACAACCGCAGCUUGGACCCCACGUGGGGCUGGGUACGGGGAGUCUGAUCUAGUGUCAGCCUCUGCUCCAGCGAAUCCCUGGGCCAGGGUACAGCCUCUCCUCGCUGGCCGCGGGAGGAGCAGGCCUUGCUGCAGGGGAUGGCAGGCGGGUGUGUGUGUGUGUCUAGCACAGACCCUGGGGAUGCCAAUAGGGGCUCAGUGCCCCUAGGACUCGCAGUGCCUCGCUGAGGUGACAGGAUUAGGAUUUCAGAUGCCAUAAAUAGGCUGCACUGCAGAAUUACAGGGAGUUCGAGCAGAGCUGCUUAGUGGCACUUCCUGCAAAGUGUGGCCGGGUAAUACUCCACCCUUUUGGCCUGGGAAAUGGUGCUCUGGGGCUUAAAAUCCCCAGGGUGGUGACAGCUCCUUCCUCCUGUCCUGUCCUGUGAUGGGAUUAAGCCACCUCUCUAACUGCAACCCCCCCACCUCCCGCUUUGUAUCUAAGGUGUUCCCAGGCCCUGCUGUCACCCCGCAGCCGCCUCCUUGUGUUGCUGGCUUCCUGUGCUCUGGUCCGGCCAAGGAGGGACUGACUGCCAGCCCCUUUCACCUCUGUUUGGGUUCCUGCUUCGGGCGCUAGCCCAUGCUAGCAGCCUUGGGGCUGCAAAUCGAGCAAGGUGGCUUCAGCUGCGAGCAAGGUGCUUUUUCUUGGUGCUGAGCAAUUAAAGGAGAGGUUCCUCCCUGUCCCCUUGGCGUGCCGAGCCCGGGCGCUGGGCGCUGGUAUUCCUACCGGCCUCUGAUUGCUCAGGCUGUCGGACAGCUGGAAUUCCUGGGUUCCAAAUUUCUGUCAGUUGGGUAAAGUUGCGUUUCAAGGCAGGGCAGCAGUAUAGAGAAGGCGCCCUGUGUCCUGCUUGGCUCUCAAAGGCCCACAUGAUGGAGGGGUGGCUGGGCCAGAUUUGGUGUGACCUGGUGCCGGGGGCCACGAGCUGUCGAACGUUAUGGUGUUAACAGCUGCAGUUUCCACAACCAAAUGGCAGGCUGUGGUUUUCUUCCAGCCUUACUUGUCAGUAGCUUCCUGGGCGGAUUUGUGGCUGUGCACAUCCCUGCGCUCACUGCAUUCCUGCCUCCGGCCUGUUCCCAGCCCUCUGCUGCAGUGUGUGACGCUCUCCCGUCCGCACACCCGGCGCAGCAGCGAUGGGUGUGACUGCCAGCAAUGCGCUGGGGCUCCUCAGGGCGCCCGGGCAGUGCUGUCUGGGAUUGUCCCUUAGCGCUGUCUCUGCAGCUGGGGAGGAGCGCUCGGCUGCUGAGGCUAGGACAAGGGGGCAGGUUUUGGUGUCCGUCUCUGACUAGGAGUUGUGAUGGCUGUAGCUUUGUCCAGCUCGCUCCUCCUGCGGGGGCCUGGCUCUGUGUGUGGCUGAUGUCCCAGGCGUGGGAUUAAGAUAGCGAAGGACCCAGCAGGAUUAGAGCGAGGAGGCUGCGCGUGAGGUAGGGAGCUUGAGGGGGCUCGCUCGGCGGAGAGCAGCCGUGUUAGACCUGCUGCCGCUCGCUGCGUCGCUGCCUGACAGCUGAAGCUGGCCGCGGGUUUCUCUCCCGCCCCCUCAAUGGAGUGGGCUUGUUUAUCGCAGCUGGGAGAAGGGUGUUUCCCAGGCAGGGCUGGAGGCCGCUGAGAAGGAAACUGCUCUGGCCUGAAACUCAGCAGGCUGUGCAGCCGCCCCCCCGGGAAUCAGGCUCCGCUCUGGGGAGGAGAUCCCCUCCGCUCUGUGGCUGAGACGAUAACAGCCUGAUCAGGGCCUUCCUCGCAGCACCGCUCCGGAGCCGCCAGGCCUGCACAGCGCGGGGCACGGACUCUGCUUAUUGUGGCAUUGGCAGGCACCGACGUCCUACACCAACGCCACCCAGGGCCGUAUGUAUCCGAGACUCCCACGCGGGGGGGGCAUCUGGUUUGGACUGAGACCCCGCAUGCCCUGUGGGGGCAAGGCAUGGGGCAAGUGACUUAGGCCCGGAGGCCUUGUUUCUCUCCUGGGUUGUUUUGGGGGCUUGUUCCUCCCCCUUCCCUUCCACCGGCUGGGGAUUGCAUCUCCAUGCCUUGGAGAUUCUCAGCCCCCCACCCCGGUCCUCCUCCACGCCAGUCUCUGCAUUCUCGCUGGCUGCGUAAUGCUUAGAUUCCUGGUGCCAGGGAGCCUGUCAAUGGGUCAGAGGGAGGAGGUAGCCGGCCACACCAGGAGCCCAUCCUAUCUGGAAUUGCCUGCCUCGGCUGUCUGGUUGCAGAUCUCCUUGUUAGUCUGGGGUCCCAGGUCUGGCAGGAAAAUGCUCAUAACUGUGUGGUUGGGGGGCGGGGGUGGAAGGUGCUCGAAGUGCCUUUGGUGGGCUGUAAAUCUCUGCCUGCUGAUGUCCUAGCCAGGGGGAGGAUCCCCCGGCCCCAUGCCUCUCAAGCUUGUACCCUGAAGCAUGAGGGCCGAGAGCCCCUGGAACAUUGCAGUGCAGCGGCUGCUGUGAUUCAUGCCAUAGAGGGGUCCUUGGCCUUCCACCUGCAGAGGGCAGGCCCCAGGCUGGAGGCCGGCGUUAGGUGGCUCCAGGCCACAGUGCAGACCGUUACGGUCGCCCGCAAGGUGCUAAUGCGCCUAGAACCCCGUCAUUCGUUUCACUGUAGCAGUGCCCAGUGUGUGCCUUAGAGUGCCUGCUGGGAACCCAGCCUCUUACUGAUCCCUGCGAAACCACUGCUGUCCCCUCGCUGUACCUACAGGCAGCCGCAAACAGGCCUUGCGGUGUCCUAAAGCUGGGGAGGGCAGGGACUCCAGAGCAUCUAGAUCUUACCUGCUGCCAGUGGCCAGUGCCAGAGCAUCAGAGCAUGGACAGAACAGGGCAAUCAUCGAGUGGUCCACCCCGUCAUCCAGUCCCCAGUUCUGGCAGUUGGGAACCCCCAAGGCAGGGGGCUGCGUCCCUGACCAGCAUGGCUAAUAGCCAUUGGUGGACCUGUCCUCCAGCUCUUCAGCGUGAGGGAGGCUGCACCUCUCUAGGUCACCAGGGACAGAACUCUGAGCUCAUUGAAUGCCCCACUGUCGUGUCACGCGGUGGGGUGACUAGCCCGGGGCCUUCUCUGGCCCCUUAGUCUGUCCCUCUGGCCCCUGCACAGUGAUGGUGCUAGGAGCAAUGGGGCUCCCACCUCUUACUCAGUAGCCCUGGUCUCAUCUCCCUGCUCCCCAGAGCUCUGUUCCUCAUCCUCCUCUGGAUCCUUGUGACUUGUUCAGAGUCCUGUGACCAGCAGGACUCGCUGGAGGGAAACACCAGCCCUUUAUGUAACUGCAUUAGAAUAGAUCUGGGGCAGCUGCCCUUGUCAUCUGAUUCCUGCUGCACGUUGAACUAGGCUCUGCUUGGAAGGUGCAGCUAGUGUGGGGCCACAAGGGGUUGUGAGAGCGGGUUAUAUCGCUCUCUAAAUGGGCAUAGCCUGAUACUUGUCUAGGCUGCUUCUCUGUGCCAUGCUGCCUGGGAGAGGAGGGAACCUCCUCACUCUGGCUCUAGGCUGUAGUGCCAAAGGUCCUUGCCAGGUGUUCAGCCUCCCUCUGAAAGGGUGGGGCAGGCAGGGGUACCAUGGUGCUGGCACUGGGCCUGAGCUGUCUUAGCUGUCUGCACCGCAUCUUGUUGCUGAUGCGAGUGCAUGGGAGGUGCCGAUGUGCGUGGUGGUACCCGGCAUGCUCCUGGAGCCUGGGGGAGGGGAGGGAAGUUUGGGGGAGCUGUGCAGCGUGCUUCGCUGGUGGGACAGGCGGAAGGGCCCCCCCUGCUGACUGGCUCCGUGCUGUGAUGGCGUGGGCCUGGCUGGCUCUUAGCAGUGGGCUGUUAGAGCCUGGCACAGGUUCAAGCCCAGGCUGCCAUGGAGUGUUUCUGGCUGCCCAGUCUGAGAAGGGGACAUCUAGGAGGAAGGGGGGGAAGGAAUCGAGGUCUCCAGACACCCGCUCAGCAAUGGGAUUUGUCAAGUACUGAAGCGGCAGUGAGCACCUUGGAACAUGUCCCACGAGAAGAGCUUCCUGGUGUCGGGCGAUGGCUUCCCCACUCCAAGCCCUGCCUUCCCUGGGCAGCAGCCUCCUGCCCCGCCAGCCUACGCACAGCCCCCCUUCCCGUCAGCACCCUAUCCACAGCCCCAGUUCCAGCCAGGACCCUACAACCAGCCGGGCUUUCCGCAGGGCCCGUACCCUCAAGGGCCUGGGCCGUACCCACCAGCCCCGUAUCCUCAGGGGCCAUAUCCACCAGCAGGCGCGUAUCCUCAGGGGCCGUGUCCACCAGGGCCGUACGUGCAGCCGCCGUACGCCCAGCCACAGCCCAUAGUCUCAGAGGAACAAGGCUCUCCGCUGCACAGUAACUACCAUGAGGAGGGGCCGCCCUCGUACUACGACAACCAGGACUUCCCCGUCACCCACUGGGAUGACAAGAGCAUCCGCCAGGCCUUCAUCCGCAAGGUGUUCCUGGUGCUGACCCUCCAGCUGAGUGUGACCUUCGCCUUCGUGGCCAUCUUCACCUUUGUGAAGGGUGUGAAGGGCUUCGUGAGGCGCAAUGUCUGGACGUACUAUGUCUCCUACGCCGUCUUCUUCAUCUCGCUGAUCGUGCUGAGCUGCUGUGGGGAGUUCCGCCGCAAGUACCCCUGGAACCUGGUCGCCCUGUCCAUCCUGACGGUCAGCCUCUCCUACAUGGUGGGGAUGAUCGCCAGCUUCUACGAAACGGACGCCGUCAUCAUGGCUGUGGGCAUCACAGCCGCUGUCUGCUUCACCGUUGUCCUCUUCUCCCUGCAGACCAAGUACGACUUCACCUCGUGCCGGGGCGUGCUGAUCGUCUGCCUGGUGGUGCUGAUCAUCUUCUCCAUCCUGUGUAUCUUCAUCCGGAACCGCAUCAUGGACAUCGUCUAUGCCUCGCUGGGAGCCCUGCUCUUCACCUGUUUCCUAGCGGUGGACACGCAGAUGAUCCUGGGGAACAAGCAGCUGUCCCUGAGCCCGGAGGAAUACGUCUUUGCCGCCCUCAACCUCUACACGGAUAUUAUCAACAUCUUCCUCUACAUCCUGGCCAUCAUCGGCCGGGCCAAGGACUAGCGCACACCCGCUGCUGCGGAGAGUAGGGUAACCUCCUGUGCCAGCCCCAGCUCACUGCCCCCACCCCGGCCCUGCUCCCCCAUAGCCAUUUGCUGUGUUGUUUUCAUGGCAUCUCGUUGUUGGUUCUCGUGUUCUAGUUAUUUUGACCCAUGGUCACCUUACCAGUUCUUCAGGAAGGACAGUGGGGUUGGGAGCAUCUGAGCUGCACUGGGCUCAUGGUUUUGGAAGGACCCGCCCUGGGCCAUCAUGGGAUGAGGGACGCUCUCCAUCCUUGGGCUGCCCAUGCCGCGUGGGGGUGUGGGGCUGGGCGCACAGGGGGCAGGGCGGGGGGGUGUAUAAAUCACUUUGCUCUGCACCAUGUCAGGAGCCGCUGUCUUGCUUCAGGGAAUGUCUCUGCCUGGCUGUGUCCCAAGCAUGCUGCUCCCCCCUCUGCCAGAGGCAGCUCUUUGGCUGCUGCUGCUCCUCUCAGCUGUCGGUAGCCAGCUGCGUCCCCAGCCUCCCACUGGUGCAUGGAUUGAAGCCCACUCUGGCCCCAGGCGCUACCCUCUAGUGGCAGGGCUGCCUCACACAAGCAGAUCAGGCCUUGGCAUUUCGUGAGACGACCAGAGAGAGCUUCAAAGCACCGGCUCUGUUAGCGCCUGGCCCCAGAGAUCUGACAGGCUGGGCAGUGCCUCCCAAGCGGUGCCCCUGCCGGGCCUGGCAGCACCUGCCUGGAUUCACUACAGUUAGUCGUGAAGAUGUUUGAGACCCUGAACCAUUGGUGGUGGUGUGGGGGGGCUAACUGGGGGGGCUGAGUGCAGGCCGCUCCCCAGAGCGCCCUGGUGUGCAGCCCCCUUGAGGCUGCUUCCCAAGGUGCUAUGCAUGGCUGGCCCGGGGGUGAGCGCAGGGCUCUGCCCAGUUCCCCUCCCACGAGCACCUGGUGUGGGCUGCACCACGGCCCUGCCUUCCUUUUCCAUGCAGCCCAGCUCCCUCCUGCUCCGGGUGGCCAGAGGGCUGGGUCCCUGUCGUUCUGUAUGUCACUGGAUGCUGCUGUUAAUAAAGUUCUGUCUAGAUGUGAGACCUGCACCCGUCCAGACUCUCCUUUCCCCAUCCCAGCCCUCUCCUGGGGUGCCCCCUUCACGAGCAGCAUCUGCACUGCCCCCUGCCCAGAGGCCUGGCUAAGCAAGCGGCACCAGGAGAGACCUGGGUGAGGCUCGUCCUGCUGGGCAGCCUAGAGACCGCUUUGCCAUCCCCUCUGCACACCAGUCCCUGGGGCCAGGGAGCUGCAUUCCUUGAGCUGUGCAGACCUCUCCCUCCCUGUGUGCCAGCCCACUUGGCAGCUAGACAUCGAAGGGAGCAAGGGGCUGGCUGAGGAGGUUCUUGCUCUAGAGCAGGGUUACUAGCCCUUGGGCUCCUGGCUCCCUCUCCUCGGGAGCAGGGCACUGUCGGGGCCAGGGGAGAGGACUUCAGCAGAGCAACAAGCACCUGUGCCUGCCCCACACACCUGGGGGUAUCACGGGGCAAGUGGGGGGCCUUCUGCACCAUUUGGGCUCCAUAGCACUACAUGGUGCAGCCAGCGGAGACGAGCACAGAAAGAUCAAUCCCAGAGCCCCUCCCGCCCCCUGGAGCAAGGGAAGGCCCUGACAGACCCUGGGGCCGUGUAGGGGCAGGGAUAUAAAUGCCAUCUCUGUCCCGGCAGCCCCCGUGCCCCAGCCACCCCUACAGUCUCCUGGUAGCACAGGCAGGCUGUGAGCACUGCUGAGCUGCCUGGACUCCCGUGGCAGGAGGUUCUGGGGUGUGGUGCUCGAGUGGGGUCCCUGCACUGCUGCAUGCUGCCUGGCUGUCCCUGUGCCCAGAGCCACUCUGCACUCAUCUGUAUAAAUAGGAUGUCCUAAUAAAGUGAGAAUGUACAAAG